Molecule: messenger RNA, 2962 nt
Organism: Tripterygium wilfordii
Lineage: Eukaryota; Viridiplantae; Streptophyta; Magnoliopsida; Celastrales; Celastraceae
Product: DNA topoisomerase 3-alpha
Exons: 24
Coding region: 85-2817 (910 amino acids)
Biological process (GO): DNA topological change
Cellular component (GO): nucleus; chromosome
Molecular function (GO): DNA binding; DNA topoisomerase type I (single strand cut, ATP-independent) activity; zinc ion binding
Source: RefSeq, a predicted model, not a curated record
CAUUCCUAAUUCUUUCUUGUCAAAAUUCAAAACCCUUUCCCGAGCUCAACCGGCAGUCCAUCGCCACGGCGGAGCCACCAGAGAAUGUCAGGAGCUCGUCGUCAGAUUAAUGUUCUUAACGUGGCCGAGAAGCCAUCGGUGGCGAGGUCCGUGGCCACUAUCCUAUCACGGAACCAGGGUAUGCGAAUGCGAGAGGGACGCUCACCUUACAACAAAAUAUUCGAGUUUGAGUACACGAUUCAGGGACAGCCGUGCCACAUGAUCUUCACCUCUGUCACUGGCCACCUCAUGGAGCUCGACUUUGAUGACCGCUUCCGCAAGUGGCACUCCUGUGAUCCCGCGCAACUCUUCCACGCCCCCGUUUGCAAGUUCGUCCCAGAGGAUAAGAAAAAUAUCAAGCGGACUUUGGAGGAUGAAUCUAGGAGGUGCCAGUGGCUUAUUCUGUGGCUUGAUUGUGACAGAGAAGGAGAAAAUAUUGCAUUUGAAGUGAUUGAAGUUUGCAAAGGAGUCAACCACCAUCUUGAUACUAGAAGUAUAAAGAGAGCUCGCUUCUCUGCACUGAUUGACAGGGAAAUCCAUAGAGCAAUGCAGAAUCUUGAAGGACCUAACAAGCAUUUUGCUGAUGCUGUGGACGCCAGAUUUCAGACCAUGCUUUUGAAAGAUAAGUUUGUCAUUGAUUCUGCUGCAGAGGAAAGAAAUCUUGUUCUAAGUUAUGGUCCUUGCCAGUUCCCUACACUUGGCUUUAUUGUAGAACGGUAUUGGGAGAUACAAUCACAUGAACCGGAAGAGUUUUGGACAAUCAACUGUUCUCACAAAUCCGAUGAAGGCAUAGCCACUUUCAAUUGGAUGCGUGGACGCCUAUUUGACUACACUUCUGCUGUUAUUAUUUAUGAAAUGUGCGUACAAGAACCAAAUGCAACGGUACGAAAGGUUCAGCAGCAAGAGAAGCUAAAGUAUCCUCCAUAUCCUUUGAACACCAUUGAGCUUGAAAAACGCGCUUCGCGAUACUUUAGGAUGAGUUCUGAACACACCAUGAAGGUGGCAGAAGAACUAUACCAAGCUGGUUUCAUCAGCUAUCCUCGGACAGAGACUGAUAGCUUUUCAAGUGAAACUGAUCUGCAAAGAAUUGUACAAGAACAACAAGGGCAUCCUACUUGGGGAUUAUAUGCGCAACAGUUAUUGGAUCCAGAUGCUGGUCUUUGGAGAAACCCUGGCAACGGAGGACAUGAUGACAAGGCCCAUCCACCCAUCCACCCAACAAAUCUUUUCACUGGGGGAGACAGAUGGAGCAAUGACCACUGUAGAUUAUAUGAGCUGGUUGUUCGUCAUUUUUUGGCAUGCGUCUCAAAACCAGCUGUAGGGGCUGAAACCAUUGUCGAAAUUGAUAUUGCUGGGGAAUUGUUCUCUGCGUCAGGCAGAGUGAUUUUAGCUAGAAACUAUCUAGAUGUCUAUCGAUUCGAAUCAUGGGGAGGUUCAAUGAUUCCAACUUACGAAUUCGGACAACAGUUCAUUCCGACGACUUUAACCCUCGAUUCAGGAGUUACUAGACCUCCAUCGCUUUUAACUGAAGCUGAUUUGCUGAGUUGUAUGGAUAAGGCGGGCAUUGGUACGGACGCGACAAUGCAUGAUCAUAUUAAAAAGCUGCUGGAUCGCUGUUAUGCAACAAAGGACUUGCACACUUGUUUCUCGCCAACUAAUCUCGGUGAAGCACUGGUAAUGGGAUACGAUGACAUUGGGUAUGAACUUUGGAAACCAAAUCUGAGAUCAAAAAUGGAGUCCGAUUUAAGAGAAGUAAGCUAUGGCUAUAAAGGAAAAGAAGUAGUUCUGGCGACUUGCUUGGAAGAGACAAAAGCUUGCUUCUUAGAUGUGAGGUUGAACAAAGUUAAACUCAUGGAAGUGAUGACAAUUUUCUUUGAAAGGGUUAAUAGAUCCACUGGAGAUGAUCAACAUGGUGCUGGAGAAGUUGUUCGGCAAUGUGGACAAUGCCAAGAAUCAGAUAUGGUGCUUAAACGCAAUCGGGAUGGCAAUUUCAUGGUUGGGUGCUUGGGUUAUCCUCAGUGUAGGAAUGCCAUAUGGCUCCCUGGACCUGUAUUGGAAGCUACUGUCACCACUAAUAUUUGCAACUCCUGCACUCCAGGUCCGGUUCACUUGAUUCAGUUCAAGUUUAGGCAGCUUGGAAUACCACCAGGCUUCAGUGCAAACCAUUUGGGUUGUAUUGGUGGCUGUGAUGAGAUUCUUAGACAGCUGAUUGAGAUUUGUGGAACUGGUUCCCGAACGCAAGAUUGUUCUGCAGUAAGGGCUCGAGGACCAACAGCAUCGUCAGGCAAUGUCCGACAAAAUAACGGUAGAGAGGUAACUUGCAUAUACUGCCAGCAAACAGGACACACUUCAAGUGAUUGUCCUUCAAAGGUUUCAGGCUCUCGGAAUGCCCGGUCUCGUGUAAUGAACCAGGAAAAUGGAGAAACUACGAUUCCUUGCAGCAGCUGUAGAACACCAUGUGCUCUGCGAACUGCCAAUACAGCAAAUAACCGGGGAAGAAAGUUCUACUCAUGUCCCUCACAGGAGUGCAACUUCUUUGUAUGGGAGGAUAAUGUCAACAACAACAGUGGAACACGAGGCCCUUCAUAUGCAAACACCAGUAACUCAGCAUCUAACCCCAGCAGAAGGGUUGGCCGAGGCAGAGGCGGUCGGAGUGAGGGGCGUGCCGCUGAUGUGACUUUUGUGUCAGCAACAGGUGAACCUCUAUCUGGAAGAAGGUGCUUUGUUUGUGGUGAUCCAUCACACUUUGCAAAUGUCUGCCCGAAUCGCGUCACUUGAUUAACCAUCGAAGUAAGUUCUCCAGGUAUAAUCAGCCUUAAUUAUAAAGUUAGUGGCUUAGAUGAAUCACAAUGUGCAACCCACCUGUGAGGUUUCUCUUGGGGCAAGAAGGAUCCUUUUAAUAGUUCAAACACUUGCUAGAAAA